Limulus polyphemus (Atlantic horseshoe crab) is the source of this 3875-nucleotide messenger RNA. Its product is annotated as calcium-transporting ATPase sarcoplasmic/endoplasmic reticulum type-like. Gene Ontology annotation, molecular function: P-type calcium transporter activity; ATP binding; ATP hydrolysis activity. NCBI's taxonomy places the organism in Eukaryota, Metazoa, Arthropoda, Merostomata, Xiphosura, Limulidae. The transcript has 12 exons. Gene Ontology annotation, biological process: calcium ion transmembrane transport; intracellular calcium ion homeostasis. Gene Ontology annotation, cellular component: membrane. The record is from RefSeq and is a predicted model, not a curated record. The annotation marks the transcript as partial.
GGUGCACCAGAGGGUGUAUUGGAACGAUGCACACAUGCUCGUGUUGGAAGCAAAAAAGUACCUAUGACACCUGAAAUAAAAAGCAAAGUAAUGGAUGUAAUUCGUCAGUAUGGAACUGGAAAGGACACUUUGCGUUGUCUGGCACUUGCAACUAUAGAUGAUCCUAUUAAACCAGAUCAGAUGGACCUCUCUGAGUCCAGCAAGUUUUUUAAAUAUGAGAAAAAUAUGACAUUUGUGGGAGUUGUUGGGAUGCUGGAUCCUCCAAGAAAGGAAGUUUUUGAUUCUAUUCAACGUUGCAAAGCUGCUGGAAUUAGGGUUAUUGUCAUUACUGGAGAUAACAAGGCUACUGCUGAAGCCAUCUGUCGUAGAAUUGGAGUUUUUGGUGAGAAUGAGGAUACUUCAGGUCUUUCUUUCUCUGGGCGUGAGUUUGAUGAUCUCUCUCCAAAUGAACAGAGAUUGGCAUGUGCCCGUGCUCGUCUCUUUUCCCGAGUAGAACCAGCCCACAAGAGCAAGAUUGUAGAGUUUCUUCAAGCUGAUGGAGAGAUUUCUGCUAUGACAGGUGAUGGUGUGAAUGAUGCACCUGCUUUAAAGAAGGCAGAGAUUGGUAUUGCCAUGGGCUCAGGAACAGCUGUAGCCAAGUCAGCAGCUGAAAUGGUAUUAGCGGAUGACAAUUUCUCCACCAUUGUGUCUGCUGUAGAAGAGGGCAGAGCGAUCUACAACAACAUGAAACAGUUUAUCCGUUACCUGAUAUCUUCUAACAUUGGUGAAGUUGUAAGCAUUUUCAUGACUGCUGCUUUGGGUCUUCCUGAAGCACUUAUACCUGUGCAACUCUUAUGGGUGAACUUGGUGACUGAUGGUUUACCAGCUACAGCCUUGGGCUUCAACCCUCCAGAUUUGGACAUAAUGGACCGUCCUCCAAGGAGAGCUGAUGAAUCUUUGAUUUCUGGGUGGUUGUUUUUCCGUUACAUGGCAAUUGGAAUAUAUGUUGGUGCUGCCACAGUAGGAGCAGCAGCCUGGUGGUUCAUGGUGGCAGAAGGAGGUCCUCACAUGAACUACUAUCAACUGACUCAUCAUUUAGCCUGUCCAAAUGAUCCAAAUAACUUCAAAGGAGUGGACUGUAAUGUGUUUAAUGACCCUCAUCCAAUGACUAUGGCAUUGUCUGUUCUUGUAACUAUAGAAAUGUUAAAUGCUCUUAACAGUUUGUCAGAAAACCAGUCUCUACUAGCUAUGCCUCCUUGGACCAAUUGGUGGUUAGUGUCAGCCAUAACACUAUCAAUGACUUUGCAUUUUAUGGUCUUGUAUAUUGAGAUCCUCUCGACUGUAUUUUCUAUUUGUCCACUCUCCUUUGAGGAGUGGAUGGCAGUAUUGAAGAUCUCCCUUCCAGUUAUCAUCUUAGAUGAAACAAUGAAGUUUGUAGCCCGCAAGUUUGUUGAUGCCAAACUCUCAGAAGACAUGAAAAUUGAGCCAGUUUGCCAGGUGGUGGUUCACACAACAAUUCCUCAUUCAUGGUCAGGUGCCAGUGAUAGCGAAGCAUGUCGAUAUCGAUAUCGUGAUAUUACAACAUCCCAACAUGGAAUGAACUCUGUAUAUUCACCCCACCAUGCCAACAUAACAGUUUUUUCCAAGUCUAAAUCAUCUAGUCUAACUCAAUGUAGACCAUUUUGUUUGUUGAGUGUAGAAGUUAAAGAGAACAAGAAGCUAACUUCCAGACAGUUUCAUCAACCGAGAUCAAGAAAAAACAGUAAGGCUGGUACUUCAGGUAUGCAGAGGUUCUACGCUUACUGGCUAGGAAAGUGGCAAGGCUGUAUUACCCGGCCGGUGUCUUCAGCUGGGCUUUAUAAGUUAUUUAGUUUGUCGUUUUUCUAUAUUGGAUGCGCUGCAAACUCUGGUGGUCCUUUUCCAUGUUUUCCCUUUUCCCCGUGUGAUGUUUACCGUUUGCUUUUCUCACUAUCUUUAAUGUUUUAUAUAUUUAGAAUUACGUGAAUAUAACCAUAAUAGUUAACUAUAUAGGUAAUAUCACAAUUUUUGUUUUCGCAACUAAAAUAUAUUUAAUAAAAGUACCCGAUACUAUAUUACUUUAUCUGAAAUAAUCACCCAAUACUUUCAAAAAUGACGUCAAACCACAAAAUAUAAAGUAGUCAAAUCCCAUUCUUUUCACAACCAAUACUAUUGAAGAACUUCCCAACAAAUAAUCAUGGUUUAAAAUUAUGUUAAGGUUUUUGUGGCUGAUUUACCUAGAACCACCUGUACCACUUACCCGACUAUCUUGAAACUAGAUAUCCAACAUUGUAAGAAUGUGUUAAAAAAUUCUUACACAAUAAACCUAUAGUUACACGUAAGACAAUCAACCAAUUUUUCAAUCGCUGUGAACGCCAUUUUAUGAAAAACAAACUAGUUUAGAAUUCAAUUCUAUUGACAUUAACUUCAAACGAUCAUUGCGAACAAGUUAUUCUCUCUGAAAAUAAUUCGAAAAAUUAUCUGUAUCUCAGUUUUACCGACUCUUACUUCUGUUGUUUAUGAGAAUGAAUAUCCGUUUUUGUUAUUUUAGCAUCAAUCAUGUUAUUAUAAAACAAAUAUUUUCCGAGCAAUCUUACCAACCUUCCAUCUCCUUUUACUAAAAAUACUUUACGUUUUUUCCACCGAAACACCAGGUCAAUUUAUUGACUUCUCCUGUCAAUUUGUCUUUCAUAUUAAAAUACCAGAGAAAAUUAUUUUGCAAAAAAUAUUAUGUAGCCGUUCCAGCGACUUCGGCCCAGCAAACGUAUUCAGCAGACAGCAAGAAGAGAGGAGACAUUUUAACUCUGCACCUCAUAAAUAACUUUGUAAAUUCUCGAGGAUGACUGGAAGUAAUCUUUUAUUAAACUUUUUUUCUACAUUAAAGAGCUUUCGACAAACAACCAUAUAAUGAAUUGUUGUUUAUUUAGUUGUUGCAGUUCCCUAAAUUAUAGAAACUACCUUUGGUAUAUGUACGGUUCAAUUAAGAGCUUUCGACAAACAACCAUAUAAUGAAUUGUUGUUUAUUUAGUUGUUGCAGUUCCCUAAAUUAUAGAAACUACCUUUGGUAUAUGUACGGUUCAUUAGGUUCGUUCUUGUGAUACUGAUUACUUAUUUAUACUCCAUGGAAUUAUGUUUUUAUUAACACAGUUACCUAAAUUAUAGAAACUACCUUUGGUAUAUGUACGGUUCAUUAGGUUCGUUCUUGUGAUACUGAUUACUUAUUUAUGCUCCAUGGGAAUUAUGUUUUUAUUAACACAGUUACCUUUUUUGUUUUUCACAGAUGAGUAUAGUCUGGUUAAUAAGGUUCUUUAGUUUCUGUUUUCCAUUAUUAUUGAUCGAGAAAUUCAGAUUUUGCAAGACACGUUUUUAUCGAUGGUAGCUAGAUAAAUAUUAUUGGAUAUUUAGGUUCAGAUUUCUUUUAACGUUGGAAUAACAUGCUUUUUAUGUUAUUUAAGCAUCAGAUACUAGAUAAGUUUCGUCUUCCAGUAUUUUGUCACCAAAGUUGUAGUUGUAUUCUUGUUAUUACAUGCAUCCAUAGGUCAGAACAUUAAUUUAUUUACAAAAUACAUCUUUAAUACUUGUUAUCAAAGUAAUAGAAGCUUUCAUUUUUUUAUUCCUUAAUGUAAUGGUUGUCACAAGAUGUAGCAAGUUGAAAAUAUACUUAGAAAUGAGUGACUUUACGGAAUGUUUUCAUUUAGUUUUCAAUUUCUUUCAAUAGUAACAUUUAUACCAAGCCAAUGUAUUUCUCUGUAGAAUAAAAAGUUCAAAUGUGUGUAUCCAACCUUGAGGUUUUAUCAUAAGAUAUACCAAAUGUAUGUCGAGAAGUUUUGUAAAUUGAAAUAUUGUACAGUAGAAAUAAAGAUAUUUGACUUUGAAAA